Molecule: messenger RNA, 901 nt
Organism: Sorghum bicolor (sorghum)
Lineage: Eukaryota; Viridiplantae; Streptophyta; Magnoliopsida; Poales; Poaceae
Product: 60S ribosome subunit biogenesis protein NIP7 homolog
Exons: 1
Coding region: 104-670 (188 amino acids)
Biological process (GO): ribosome assembly; ribosomal large subunit biogenesis
Cellular component (GO): nucleus; preribosome, large subunit precursor; nucleolus
Molecular function (GO): RNA binding
Source: RefSeq, a predicted model, not a curated record
CUCCUCUCACCUCAAAACCCUAACGUCUGUCCCCAAUCCAUCUCCCACCGCCGUUGCGCACCAAACCUCCAUCCGUCCCUAGCCGAGCCGCCGCCGCCGCGCCAUGAGGCCUCUCGACGAGAAGGAGACGACGCAAGUAUUCGAGAAGCUGUUCAAGUUCACGGGGCCCAACCUGAAGCACCUCCUGGAGCGGCCAGCGGUGGAGGGCCCCGACGCGGAGCCCGGCCGCUACUGCCUCCGCCUCCACCGCAACCGCGUCUACUACGCCGCCGAGGCGCUCGUCCGUCGCGCCACCGCCGUGUCCCGCCCGCGCCUCGCCGGCGUGGGCACGCCCAUCGGCAAGUUCACCCACCACGGCGCGUUCCACCUCACGGUCCACGCGCUCGAUCUCCUCGCCGCGCACGCGCGCCGCCGCGUCUGGCUCAAGCCCGACACCGAGCGCUCCUUCCUCUUCGGAAACUCCGUGCCCAAGUCCUCCCUCGCGCGCAUCACCGAGAACACCAAGGCCGGGGACGGGGUGGUCGUCAUGUCCAUGGCCGACGUCCCGCUCGGGUUCGGCAUCGCGGCGAGGUCGGCGCAGGACUGCAGGAAGGCCGACACCAACGCCGUCGUCGUGCUGCACCAGGCGGACGCCGGGGAGUACCUCCGCAAGGAGGAGGAGCUCAUGUGAGGUGAGCGCAGAGGCUUGGCUGAUUAGGUCAUAUUCGUGAGUGAAUUGUGGAAGAUUGUGCCUUGCUGUUGUGUUCCAAGGCUUGAGGCAUAUAUAGGUACUGAAUGAUUAAUUGCUGGUUAUAUGAGAUGUGAUGGUUGCUGUCGCCACAUUUCAUCUUUGUUGGUGCUGAUACAUGCUGUCUUAUGAGUAGAUCCAAUGGGGGUUUUGGAUCAGUUUACUUGCUGAUUA